This is a messenger RNA of Adineta ricciae, 912 nucleotides long. The record is from the annotation of a GenBank genome assembly. Lineage: Eukaryota; Metazoa; Rotifera; Eurotatoria; Adinetida; Adinetidae.
AUGUCUGAAAACGAGACUUUAAAACCGAAUGAGAGUGAACUCGAACCUGAACACAAACGUAAAGUAUUCAUCGGAAGCUUAUCGUAUAAUAUUGAUGAAAAUGCAUUUCGUGAUUAUUGGACAAAAUUUGGCAACGUUUUAGAUGCGACAAUAUUACGUGACCGAGAGGGUCGUUCACGUGGUUUUGGUUUUGUUACAUUUGAUAACUCUGCAAGUGUUGACGUCUUGAUGCAAACCAGACCACAUACGCUGGACAAUCGUGUUGUCGAGCCAAAACGAGCAAUUCCUCGUGAAGAAACGCAUAGAGUCGAUGUGCAAUCAGUCGUGAAAAAACUCUAUCUUGGUGGAGUGAAAGAACCAAUGACUGAAGAUGAUCUCAGAGAGUAUUUUUCCAAGUAUGGAACAGUCACUGAGAUUGUUAUAACGAAAGAUCGUGAUGGAAAGUAUCGUGGUUUCGCUUUCGUCGAGUUUGAUGACUACGAUCCGGUGGAUAAAGUCAUUCUAGAAAAAAACCAUUUAAUUGCUGGUCAACAGAUAGUCGUUCAAAAAUCUCAGGCAAAGAAUGGUCCACAACGUUCGAAUAGUAAUAUGCGCCCUCGACAAGGUCCACCCACAAUGUCCAGACCGAAUUAUAACGGUGGUUACAAUAACUAUCAGCAAAAUUCAUACAACAAUUCGUACGAUCAAAUGCCAAAUAACAACUACGACGGUUAUAAUGGAGGUUCAUUUGGUCAAGGAUAUGAUCAAAGAAAUUUUGGUGGACCUAUGCGACGAGGACACAUGGGUGGUGGUGGCAGCGGCCAUGGAUAUGCACCUUAUAAUGGUCGCGGUCGUGGAGGUCACGGUGGCGGUGCGAGUGGCGUUGGAGACGGUCAUGUUAGUCAAGGUCCAUCAUGGGCCUCCUGGAAUUGA